Molecule: messenger RNA, 3255 nt
Organism: Malassezia pachydermatis
Lineage: Eukaryota; Fungi; Basidiomycota; Malasseziomycetes; Malasseziales; Malasseziaceae
Product: isoleucine-trna ligase
Exons: 2
Coding region: 1-3255 (1084 amino acids)
Biological process (GO): isoleucyl-tRNA aminoacylation
Molecular function (GO): tRNA binding; isoleucine-tRNA ligase activity; ATP binding
Source: RefSeq, a predicted model, not a curated record
AUGGCGAACCCCAACGCGGAGUUCCCUGAUCAUGAUGCCUCGAGCGCAUUCAACUUUGCGCAACAAGAGGAGCAGGUACUGGCGUACUGGCAGGCCAUUGAUGCGUUCAAGACGUCGCUAGAGCAGUCGAAGGGCCGCAAGCCUUUCUCGUUCUAUGAUGGCCCGCCAUUUGCCACAGGUCUGCCGCACUAUGGUCAUUUGCUGGCCGGUACUGUGAAGGAUAUUGUGACGCGUUUUGCGCACUCGACUGGCCACUAUGUGGACCGUCGCUUUGGCUGGGACUGUCACGGUCUGCCUGUGGAACAUGAGAUUGACAAGAAGCUGGGCGUGAAGGGUAAGGAAGACAUCCUUGCUAUGGGUAUUCCAAAGUACAAUGCUGAAUGCCGUGCCAUCGUCAUGCGUUACCAGGCGGAAUGGCGCUCGACGGUGGAGCGUAUGGGCCGCUGGAUCGACUUUGAUCACGGCUACAAGACGAUGGAUACAAGUUUUAUGGAAACGGAAUGGUGGGUGUUUAAGCAGCUUUUCGACAAAGGCCAGGUAUACCGUGGCCUGCGUGUCAUGCCCUACUCGAACGCCUGCACUACGCCGUUGUCGAACUUUGAGGCUGGUUCGGCGUACAAAGAAGUACAGGACCCUGCUGUGACGGUGGCCUUUACGUUGCGUGAUGACCCUACGACGGCGUUCCUUGCGUGGACGACGACUCCGUGGACACUACCGUCGAACUUGGCGUUGUGUGUAAACGAGGAGAUGGAGUAUGUCAAGAUCCAUGACGAAGACCGCAACCGCAACUUUAUUCUCUCUCCCUUGCUGCUUACGACACUGUACAAGGACCCGAAGAAGGCCAAGUACAAGGUCCUGGAGAAGUACACCGGUAAGGACCUUGUCGGCAAGCAGUACGUCCCGCUCUUCCCGUACUUUGAGGAGGCGUACAAGGACGUGGCGUUCCGUGUGCUCUCGGACCCGUAUGUGAGUGCCGACGCCGGUACGGGUGUCGUCCACCAGGCGCCUUCGUUCGGUGAGGACGAUUACCGUGUGUGCUUGGCCCAUGGCCUCUUCACGAAGGAGAGUCAGCCGCCCUGCCCGCUGGAUGAGUCGGGUCGCUUUGUGGAGCCCGUGUCAGACUACGCGGGUCAGUACGUGAAGGAUGCCGACAAGCAGAUCAUGAAGGACCUCAAGGCGCAGGACAAGCUGAUUGUGCAGAGUGUGCUGAUGCAUCAGUACCCCUUCUGCUGGCGCUCCGGCACGCCUUUGAUCUACCGUACGAUCCCUUCGUGGUUCGUGCGUGUGGAGCCGAUUGUCGACCAGUUGCUGGCGGCGAACAAGCAGACGCGCUGGGUGCCCCAGACCAUUGGUGAGAACCGCUUUGGCAACUGGCUGGCGAACGCUCGUGACUGGAACGUGAGUCGCAACCGCUACUGGGGUACGCCGAUCCCGCUAUGGGUGAGCGAGGACAUGGAGGAGAUUGUAUGCAUUGGCUCCGUGGCUGAGCUGGAGGAGAAGUCGGGUGUGACGGGCAUUACGGAUCUGCACCGUGACAAGAUUGACCAUAUUACCAUUCCGUCGUCGCAGGGCAAGGGUGAGCUGCGCCGCAUUGAGGAAGUGUUUGACUGCUGGUUCGAAUCGGGCAGUAUGCCGUAUGCGCAAGCGCACUAUCCGUUUGAGAACGAGGAGGUAUUCAAGAAGAGCUUCCCUGCCGACUUUAUCUCGGAAGGUCUCGAUCAGACGCGUGGCUGGUUCUACACGCUGCUGAUUCUGGGUGUGCAUCUCUUUGGUACGGCGCCGUGGAAGAAUUUGAUUGUCUCUGGUCUUGUGCUGGCGGCUGAUGGCAAGAAGAUGAGCAAGUCGCUGCGCAACUUCCCUGACCCGCAGCUGGUUAUUGACAAGUACGGUGCUGAUGCUGUGCGUCUGUACAUGAUCAACUCGCCGAUUGUGCGUGCAGAGAACCUUCGUUUCCGCGAAGAGGGUGUGAAGGAGAUUAUUGCCAGUGUCUUCUUGCCGUGGCUCAACAGUUUCCGCUUUUUCCUGGCGCAGACCGUUCUUCUGAAGAAGGAGACGGGCAUUGAUUUCCAGUACAACCCGAACGCGAAACUGUCGGACAAUGUGAUGGACCACUGGAUUCUUGCGCGAUGCCAGAGUCUGAUUGAGUGUGUGCGUGAGGAGCUGGAGAACUACCGUUUGUACACGGUGGUCCCGCGUCUGCUUACUAUGAUCAAUGAGCUGACGAACUGGUACAUCCGCUUUAACCGUAAGCGCCUCAAGGGCGAAAAUGGGCCUGAGGACACCAUCGCUGCUCUCAACACGCUCUUUGAGACGCUGUACACCGUGUGUCUGUCCAUGUCGCCCUUCACGCCGUUCAUUACCGAGAACCUGUACCAGGGUCUGCGUAAGUACAUGGCACAAACGGACGCUGAUGUGGACUACCGCUCGGUCCACUUUUUGCCCUUCCCUAGCGUGAAGCAGGCGUACAUGGACCCUGUGAUUCAGCGCCGCUUCAGUGCGCUGCAGAGUGUCAUUGAGCUUGGCCGUGCGAUGCGUGAGAAGAACAAUCUCCCGCUGCGUGUGCCGCUGCGUGAGCUGACCGUGUUCCACAGCGACAAGCAAUUCCUAGACGAUGUGCGUUCGCUUGCAUCGUACAUUGAGGAGGAGCUGAACAUCCGCGACCUGGUGCUGACCAGCGACGAGGCGCAGUGUGGUGUGUGCUUCAAGCUUUUGGCCGACUGGCCGGUGCUGGGUCGCAAGCUGCGCAAGGACAUGGGCAAGGUCAAGAAGGGCCUGGAUGCCGUGUCGUCUGCGGAUGCAAAGGCGUACAUGACCUCUGGCUCGAUUACCAUUGAGGGCAUUCCCUUGGGCGAGGGCGAUUUGCGUGUGCAGCGCUACGUCGACGAAAAGAUGCUGGGCCCUCACAUUCUCAACGACACAGACGGCGCCGUGGUCGUGUUGCUGGAUAGUGAAGUGCGUCCGGAGCUGCAGGCGGAGGGUAUGGCGCGCGACGUGAUCAACCGUAUCCAGCGCCUGCGUAAGAAGGCUGGCUUGCAGCCGACCGACGAGAUCGACUCGUUCUACCGCUUCACGGAAGGUAUGGGCGAGGCGCUCGAUGAGGUCAUGAAGACACAGACCGACGUGUUUGUGCGCAACAUUCGCCGCGUCCCACGCCCUGCGGCUGAGCAGCCGGCCGAUGCGAACGUGGUGUUCGAGGAGGAGCAGGAAGUGAACGAUAUCAAGUUCAUGCUGACGCUCGUGCGUGCGACACCCUAA